Molecule: messenger RNA, 3221 nt
Organism: Xiphias gladius (swordfish)
Lineage: Eukaryota; Metazoa; Chordata; Actinopteri; Istiophoriformes; Xiphiidae
Gene: fancc
Product: FA complementation group C
Exons: 15
Coding region: 208-2043 (611 amino acids)
Biological process (GO): interstrand cross-link repair; nucleotide-excision repair; cellular response to oxidative stress
Cellular component (GO): Fanconi anaemia nuclear complex
Source: RefSeq, a predicted model, not a curated record
CCAUACACGGAACCCCCGAGAGGAGAGGGAAGUUCAGUUUGUUUACCUCGCGGGAAGACAAGCUUCUUGUCUGAAGACGUAAAGAAUGAAUGGAUAUAGCUGACUUCUGCUCCCUGAGGACAGUAGUUUGAUGGCUUUACAUCUUAUUUACAUGAUCUCUCUUAACUAAUAAGAAAAUUCACCUGGACAAGAAGCCCUGGGUCUCAGAUGCAACCACUGAUCCAUAUCCAACAAAUGACAGAGCCCUUGCUGAAAGUCCAGGAGAUGCAGUUCUGGCUGGACAAAGCGGUGGCUUGGGGACAGGCUGACAGUCCAGACACUCAGAAAGACGCCAGCUUGCACUUGAGUAGACUAAGCAAUUAUCUCCAGCAACUGCUUACACACAUCAACGACAUGAGUUCCACAACAGAAACCAUGAAGAGGCUGCCCUUCCUAGGCCAGUUCCUUGGCCGACUGUGCUGGAACCCGUAUGUCACUGCUGAUGAUACAAGCAGAAGGCUGCUGUUCCAGUGUCUGUGGGGACUGUACUCAGAGCAUCCAAGCAAUGCUGUGGAAAGAAAAGCCAACCAGUGGAUACGGAAAGUGCUGUGUCAGCUGGCUGCAGAAGAAGACGAUGCUGCAGCGCAGGCAUUAAUGAAGUGUAUGGGUGUACCACCUAAAGAUUACCAUCUCAAAGUCCUGAGAAAGAUGGUUGCAUUGCUGAAAGAAAACAUUGGGAAGAGCUGCAGUUCUCUUGGCAACACAAAUCAGAGGUGUUUAUGUGACAACAUUCUGGCUACGUCAGAGGCUUGUGUCCCUCUGGUCACUUGUCCCGAGGCUGCUCCUCUCAUUGGUACAUUGCUACAGCGGCCAGCGACUUGUGUCAGAGCAGCUCUUAGUGAAGAUUUCCUGGAUGCUCUGAGCUCUGCUUACUCAAGCCAGGGCUUGUCAUUGGAGGACCAGGCAAUAGUCUCUAUGUGGUAUCACAGCCUGUCCAGCCUGGAAGAGGCAGUGCUCAGUUUACUGGAGUCUGUUCUUACCAACACAGGGUCAACACCAAAGAAGCUGGAGCAGCAAGUAGCACAGUCACUGCUGCCCAAAGCCUGUGCUCAGCACUGCUCGAUAUUCUUGGUUGUAAAUGACAUCUUCAGGUCCACCCUUAAGCAAGCUGAAGAAAAAGAGUGUGUGAAGUCUCUUAUCCAAACCUUUACCUGCUGCUUCCUCAGGGAACUGGCGCUGCCGCAGCCUCAGAAGUGUGUAUCUUUGAAGGCGUUCUUCGCACAGUCACCUCAGAGUCUUUUGGUUCCCCUGUUGACCCUGCCGUCAGAGAUGCCUCAGAAGGCUUGGAGACAUCACCUGAACUGGAUCAGCAGCUCAUUACAGAGACUGACAGAGGAGGAAGAGGAGGGAGACGGAGACAGCAGCAGUGGCACCAGGAGGUACCAUAAAACGUUCGAGGCCUGGUUCCUGUUGGUUCAGUGUGCCCACUGGGUGCAGGUGACUGUCCAGCUGUUGGGGACCUCAGGGCCUGAAGACUGUGACCCUCUCCUGUGGCUGCUGACCUUCUACCACCACCCCACCAACAGGGGGCACCACCGGGAUCUACAGCUGGUACAUGCCAAAGAAGUGUUGGACCACCUACACUCCCUUUUCUCGGUCUUAUCUCGUCCAUUUCCUGUUGACCACCUCCAGUCAUUGGUCACUCUGCUGUCACCAGGACCUCAGCAACCAUCGCCGUCUCCAUUAUUGAUCCUCAGCCUCUUAGUCAACUUUGCUGUUUUCUUUCAACAAUCGCUGAGUGGAUCAACAUGGAUUUUACAGACGGUGGUGGACCGGUCUGGUCUGGUUGAUGAAGCAGCGUGUGUUCUCAGCUCACUGGAGCACAGAGUAAACGAAGGAAGCUGCUUAUCAAGCGACACUAACAGAGUUCAUCUCAGGAUCAAGGAGCUUCAAAACACACUAGCACACAUGCAUGCAACAUGGAGCCCUGCUGAGAACCAAACACACACACUCACGCACUCUAAAAGAGGUGAGAGUGAAUACCCACACACACACACGCAUUAAUACAAACAACCAUGCAGCAGUGAGUUCAUCCUCGGCUCAGGGUUUUUUUUCAGGGCACGUUUGCAGAAUUACAAAUAGCCACACUCUUGUGCAGAUAUGCUCUAUACAAUGACAGGAAUGUGUCAGAACAGCACAGUAAGGACAGAGUAUUUGGAGAGGCUACAAUUAUAUGCAUGCGCACGCACGCGCACACACACACACACACACACACACACACACACACACACACACACACACACACACACACAACUACAAGGCCCACGAGGACACUUAACGAGUGAGAGAUUACACUGCAAAGAAGCAGCAGCGCAUGCAGCGUGUCAGAGUCCUCCCACUCAUAUAAUUGUCUCACAAAAUAAAUCCUUCACGCUACACAUGCUGACUGCAAGACAUUUAGGUUUGAAGGAUAGGAAAACCGAAUGUCACUUAUCUUUGUAUAGUUACUCUUUGUGCUAAAAUAUGUUUAUAUGAAAGACAUAUUCCAACAGUACUGGGUGUAUGAUAAAAUGUGAAUAAUGAAAUGUAAUGUCACUUAUUUCUAUAUUUACAUUUUCUGUUGUUUACAUUGUUUAUAAAGACUCUCUGUUUGGUGUUUGAUCCAUAAUUUUAGACAUAUGAAAUUAAGACAUUUAAAAUUACUAUCGGAGUGUAAACAAUUGAGAAUACCCUGCUUAUGCAGAACUACUUCAUUCACAAUGUUAAUAUUGUAAAUAGUUUAGGGCUGCAACUACCGAUUAUCUUCACUAUUGAUAAAUCUGUCUUGUUUUGUCCGGCCAACAGUGCAAAGCCCAAAAAUGUUUCAUUUACUAUAAAGAAAGAAAAGUAAGGAAAAGCAGCAGACUUUCUCAUUUAGACCCUGAAAACAUCAGAUUUUUGUUAACUUAAAUGAUUAAUUGAUCACAGAAAAAGUUGCAGGUUCAUUUUCUUUUGAUGGAAUUGAUUAAUAGUCUCAUUGUUGGAGAUUUAAAAUGGUUGACUACUGCUGGAGUUGUGCAGAAAUAUAAACAAAAGAGAUUUACACUUUUUAUGAUUUCUCAUCAAAAUGAUUCAAGUGUGGCAUCAUUCAGGAUCACUGAUAUUUUGGUUGCUGCAUGAUGUACUUGUUAUAAAAUUAUAUGAUCUGAGUGUGGAUUUGUCAGAUUUGUUGUUCACUCUUAAAAAUAAAAAGUGAGCUAAAG